GCUUGUUUAAUCGCUACACCGAUCUCAUUCAUAACGGCUGUACGGCUGCAGGCCUUGCGCUAGCGAAAUUAAAAAAAAAAAUACAUCCGUAAACAUUCCAAAUUCGAAUACAGUCAUCGCGGUAAAAUUGAUUAGUCAAGUCCAAAUGUUUUGUGUCAAAUUUUGUGAAAUAUGUGUUGUUUUAUUGAUAAAAAUCGCGUGUAAUGUUUACUAAAAAUAUUUGUUAAGACUGUUUACUUAUUUUUAAUAUUUUAUAGUGUUGCCUUGUCUUCCAAAAUUUAAGUGAUAUCGUGAGCGAAGAUGGAGAAGAACGGAGGUUCGAGACUUCUUCAGAUGCAGGCUCGCUUCCAACAAAAGCAGAUGCAGGAGCGCGAGCUGAAGAUCGCGUCGCUGUACGAGGCGCAGCAGGCGAGGGCGCUGGACCGAGUGCGCCACUCGCCCAGCAACGGCGCGGGGCCCACUCCGCCGCACCCGCACCAGCCACCAGCGCACCAGCCGGGCAAGGUGCGACAAAUGUUCGAAGAGAGGCGAACAAAAGCCGGCAUCGAUAAAAGCUAUCCGCUGCAGCCCAUACAGAACACAGAGCGGACGCCGCCGCGGAAGACCCUGCCCAAUGGCUACACCAAAGUCUCCUCCACUACUAAGAACUCGGUGGAAAAGAAGACUGUCAAGACAACCAUGAUCUCCAGCUCACAUAGUGUUAAGAAACAAAAUAUAACCACUCAGAAAAUCAACAACCAUGUGGUAAAUGGUUCCGGCGAUCUCAACCACAAUCACGAAUUAGACAUAAUUGAACCGAAAAUAAUGCAGCACGUCAACGGCGAAAUAAUUCCAACGGCAGAGGAAAAAGACGACGUAGACAAUGGGAACAAUGAUAUGAUUGAAAACGAAACGUUCCCCGAAGCGCUGGCCCCCGCCCCCACGCCGCGCUCCCCGCAGCCCGCCGUCGAAGUCAUAAGGCCACAGAGAAGAAGUCCAGCGGCUACGCAAAGGCCAAAAAGUCCAAUAAAAAGUAAACCUGCACCAGCGACUUCGCCUCCACGUAGAGUUGCCAGUGAAAAUAGGGUGCCGUCACGGGAGAACAGUAAGCCCAAGGGGGCCAUGCAGCGAGGACAAGUACUUAGAAACAUUCCAGCCACGAAUUCUCAGCCGUCAAGCGGUUCGAACAAGACCCGUUCGGCCCCGGCCAACAGCGCCGCCCUGCCCGAAGGCGCCUGCUCGGUGUGCGGCAGACACUUCGCGCCCGACCGCCUGCCCAAGCACCAGGAGAUCUGCCGCAAGACGCACACCAAGAAACGCAAGCCCUUCGACGUGCUCAAGCACCGCCUGGCCGGUACAGAAGCGGAGCCGUUCAUCAGUAAACUACGCAAGGGCACUACAUCAUCCACGAAGGUACCGCAGAAGAAUUUGAACAACAACUGGCGGCAGAAGCACGAGGAGUUCAUCCAGGCGAUCCGCGCCGCCAAGCAAGUGCAGGCUCACCUUGACGCGGGAGGAAAACUCAGCGAUCUACCCCCACCGCCGCCAUCCGAGAACCCCGACUACGUGCAGUGUCCACACUGCAAGAGACGCUUCAACCAAGCGGCCGCCGAGCGACACAUACCCAAGUGUGCCAGCUUCCAGUUCAACAAAUCCAAACAACCAGCCAAGAGGAGAUAACUACGCAAAUCGGAAGGAUAAAUGUGACCCAUAACAAUAUACACUUAAAAAUAAGUUUAACUAUAUCCGAAACUAAACUAGGAACUGUUUAUUUUCCCAUGAUUUUAAUACUUUAGUCGCAUUUCAGCUUCUCAUGGAUAGAUUACUAGUAGACGUUGCAUAUGCCAGUAAAGCGGCUCAAAUAACUUCAUCGAAAACUAAUUUAUAUUGCGAUACUUUGGUGCAAAUAGUUUUCACAUGCGCACUGUUCUACCUUGUGAAAUGCUUCUUUGACAUCGUAAAUCCUAACGUUCAAAAUUGAUAAUGGAAUCUGCUUCAAGGUUUAAUCCAUUUAGGAUCUCCACGAACGUUUUAAAUAUUGAUUCCAUUUUCAAAUUUAUUCAUUAUACUUUUUUUAUCUAUCUUAUUGAAUACAAAGCUCUGACAUCUAGCCUUUUUGAGCUUAUGUCAAUUUGUAUCAUUGUCGUUCUACAGAUUAAUAACUUAAAACUGUGAUAAUUAAAAUUUUAAUCUCGUCAAAAUGAUUUAUAUGUGCGAUAAUGCGAGUGCUCUUCUUCGGAUAUUGUUCACCGUACUUUUAUUCUACACCAUUUGGCAUUUUAUAACUUGUAUACACGGCUACAGAAGGAUUUGUGGAAGCAUGGGAGACAUAAGACUACCUGCACCAGAUGCAAAUGAUGAAUUACUUAUGCCGUUCUUUUAUGAUUAAUUUUCAAAAAAUAUUCAUUUCCAUAAAAUUAUACAGGGCCUGUGAUGCCAUGUGCCGUGUAGAUUCUCUUUCUACAAACGCUAACGCUUCGAAAAAUAGCUAAAUGUAUGGGAAUGACAGAUCCGAUCGACAACUUGAUCACGUGACCUGUCAAUAGCAAAUGUCAUUCCCAUACAUUUUUUUAAUUUUCGAAGCGUUUGUAGAAAGAGAUUCGACGUGCCACAUGACUAGAGGCUCUAAUUACUUAGAUUAAACGGAAUCUAACCUAAUGAGAAAUGAAGAUAAUAGGCUGUGGUUGAUUAUGAUGAUGCAAUGAAGAGAAGUGUUAUCCUUUUGAUAAUGACAGCAUUGGUGGUAUAACCCUAAAAUACUUUCGUUUUAACUAAAUACUUUGCUAAACAUAUACAAAUAACUUUUCACGUACAAAGAACGCUGGCAUGUCUGAUUUAAACGAUUAUAGACAAAUAAUAAUGAAAUUUAAUUGUUUAUAUUCUGUAUAAACUAACACUUUAAAAUAUUCAGUUUGCUCAGCGUUCUUUUGCCAUGACACCACGAACAUCAUACUAUGCUUUUGAUUUUAAAAUGUUAACAGUGGACAUCGUUUUUACAUUUUCGUUAAUAUACUGACCUUUUCUAUUA
Molecule: messenger RNA, 3007 nt
Organism: Bicyclus anynana (squinting bush brown)
Lineage: Eukaryota; Metazoa; Arthropoda; Insecta; Lepidoptera; Nymphalidae
Product: zinc finger C2HC domain-containing protein 1C
Exons: 11
Coding region: 301-1659 (452 amino acids)
Source: RefSeq, a predicted model, not a curated record